UGCCCGCGCCUUCGUCUCGCCCCGCCUUUUAUACCCGCUACAGGGAUGGCGUCCGUGCGCACGCGUUCCGCAUCCCCUAAGUCUGUCUCGUUCUCCCCCGUGCUCGAGCGGAAGUACAGCAUCGACCGAGCGCCGUCGAGUCCGCCCGAGCUGAAGAGCCAGGAUUGGAGGAAAUACUUUACCGACUUCAGCGCUUAUCUUGAUGCGCUCCUCGCCGACCUCCAGAAUUCGAUCAACCCCGGCGCCCGCGUGGGCAGCCCGGGCCGCACCGGGUCUCCCGGCGGCCGCACCGCCUCGCCCGGCGCCCGCACCGCCUCCCCUGGAGGCCGGACGAGCUCUCCGGGGGGCAGGAGUUCACCUGGGGGCAGCUUGAGCUCACCUACUUCCACGGGAUACGGCUCAAUCCUGAAUGGCUCCAGGAAUACGGAUUACAAUAAAUCUAGCUCGCCCACAUACCAGAACACGGGCUCACUAGAAAAGGUCAUCCCAGUGAAAUACACCAACAGUGCCUCGGGCUACGGUGGCCACACGCCGUACUCCACGGGACACUCCGGCUAUGGCCGGACGACGGGAGGCCGCGGGAACCUGUCCGAGUUGGACACCCUACUGGAUGACCUGAGCAACGCGAGAUAUGGCAGCUAUGGUGACAAGACUCCCACUAGUGAACGAGACGGGUACGCGCGCACCAACGGCGCGGCAAGCCCGGCGUCCGCGCGGCCCACCGUGGACUCUCUACUCGAUCAGCUCAGCACAGACCUGCACAAUGGACGAUCAUCGACAUCGCCCGUACCACCUGCAGGCUCCUUACCCCGGCCUGGCACCAAGCAUGUCACCGUCACGGUACAGGAGACCGUGGUGGAGUCCGCAGCGCCGCCCGUCCCAGCGCCGGCGCACACCACCACGGUCACGCGGCACCACGCCUCCAGCGCCACCCGGGAGCUGGACGACCUCAUGGCGUCUCUCUCUGACUUCAAGGUGAGCGGCUCAGGAGGCGAAGGUGGAACACACGUGUACCGGGAGAAGCGCGCUUGGCAGGAGCACUACCGCAGCAGCCCGCGGCAACCCGAAUCCGCCUCCCUCGAGCAUAUGCUCGGAUCCCUCCGGGCAGACAUGAGCCGCCAAGGAGUCCAGACCCCCCAGAAGGGAUGCUGCAACGCGUGCGAGAAGCCCAUCGUCGGACAGGUGAUCACGGCGCUGGGCCGCACGUGGCACCCCGAGCACUUCACGUGCGCGCACUGCAACCAGGAGCUGGGCACUAGGAACUUCUUCGAGCGCGACGGCCGCCCCUACUGCGAGCCCGACUACCACAACCUCUUCUCGCCCAGAUGCGCCUACUGUAACGGCCCCAUCCUCGACAAAUGUGUCACGGCGCUGGAGAAGACAUGGCACACGGAGCACUUCUUCUGCGCCCAGUGUGGACAGCAGUUCGGAGAGGACGGCUUCCAUGAGCGGGACGGCAAGCCGUACUGCCGCGCCGAUUACUUCGACAUGUUCGCGCCCAAGUGCGGCGGCUGCAGCAAGCCCAUCAUGGAGAACUACAUCUCCGCACUCAACACCCAGUGGCAUCCCGAUUGCUUCGUCUGCAAGGAAUGCCGCGAGCCCUUCCACGGCGGCUCAUUCUUCGAGCACGAAGGGCAGCCCUACUGCGAGACGCACUACCACGGGAAGCGAGGCUCACUGUGCGCCGGCUGCCACAAACCCAUCGCCGGCCGCUGCAUUACUGCCAUGUUCAGGAAGUUCCACCCAGAACAUUUCGUUUGCGCCUUCUGUCUGAGGCAGCUGAAUAAGGGAACUUUCAAGGAACAAAACGAUAAGCCGUACUGUCAUACGUGCUUUGAGAAACUCUUCGGUUAGACGGGACAUGGCGCUGUUAAAUAAUAGUUGAGGUUAAGAACUAAUAUCACAAUAAACUGUCACGUUGCAGUACGAUGCCGCUUACAUAGCUUUGAAUCUAUAAGUUACAGUAUCACAAAUAAUAAAACAUACAAAAAAGCCUUAUUCGUCGGCUAUAGCAAGUACCACAAAGGUCAGUGCUGCGACACCACAUCAAGCGAGACUCUCUGUGCGUCGGCUGCCACAAGCCUGUCGCCGGACGCUGCAUUAUUGCCAUGUUCAGGAAGUUCCACCCAGAACACUUCGUUUGCGCCUUCUGUCUCAGGCAGCUGAAUAAGGGAACUUUCAAGGAACAGAACGAUAAGCCGUACUGUCAUACGUGCUUUGAGAAACUGUUUGGGUAGAUAGAUGGCGCUGUAAUACGUAUUUAGCGCUCUCGAUUAAGAUUAAAAUCACAAAUCUACUUCACUUUAUUAAUUCCAUGAAGGUCAGAUGCUCCAAUUUAAGAUAUGCUUACAUUUUUCACGAUAAACUGCCUGCUCGUAAUGUGACACGAUUUUUGGUUUUUAAAACUGAUGAAUUAAACGCUCGGAGUCUACCGUCAUUUUUCGGUGCGUGUUAAAACUUGAUGUGUUUGCUUACCAACAAAUAUAUCCAUAAGGCAUGAUAUACCUUCAAUUCGAUCGAUACAUCGAGAAAUAUGUGAUGGAACUGGUACUACAUACGUAGGUAUACACAUAUCUUUCACUUAUGAGUUGCCGUAUAAAAUAAUUACUAAGUCAAUUCAUAAUACCUACGUAUCUACAACUUGGCAAAAAAGAGUACAAAUUAAAAAGUGGAAUGUCAUGUCAUCCCUUUCUUAUCAAUAUGUGUAAGAAAACGAGACGACACGACGUUUUUGCCACUUUUUAAAACUCUUUUUUGACAGGUUAUUCCUAUGCGUAACGUAACGUUCUGAUUUCUGAAAUUAAUUAUUAUGAACGGAUUUAUUAUCUAAUGAUAAAACGACACGAUUCGAUUAUAAUCUUAACAUAGAGGACACACUGUGAUUAGAUAUAUUAAAUUAUACCUAAAGAUGUUCGUCGUGACCGUAUUACGUCUAGUACAAAAAGUAGUGUCGGCCGCGUACCGAAAUGUAGACUUUCUAAAUCUCUUAUUGAAAUUUGUGAUUGUAAAUUUCUUAUUAUAAGAGUAGACGAUGGAAAUGUUCAAAAUGUAGAAAUCGAGUAGUAAUAGUUCAUAUGUACUAUUUUCAAUGAAAAGGGUACUCUUUGAUUGACAACGUAACAUACAAAUAAAUAAUGUCAAUACUUCAAUAAUUAAUGGUAGAUAUUACAAUACCAUUAUUAUAAUAUAAGGAAUAAUAUAUCUAUAACUGUAAUUUAUUAGUCACCUGCACAAAUGCAAGCACAAUGUUGUUUUUUUGCUUACUUUAUUAAUUAAAACAUUAAUUAACUCAUUUGUGCAAAUGAUAAAUAAAAUACAAUUCGAGACUUAAGUAUGAAUAUGUUUGCAAUAUAGAACUUUGUCUUUUUAACAUUAAUAUGUUUGCAAAUUGUUUAAAACACAUAAUAAUAACAUGUGUUUUAUUUAUGUGAAAUUACAGCAUAAAGGUUAAAAUCACAAAAUUCUAUAAUCUACAUACUCAUUUACAUUAUUUAUUUCAUUUAGACGGCCUACUAAGAAACUUGGUCUAACAGUCAGUACAAAACAUCAGUAGGUAACUCUACUGCCAACUCGAUGUAAAAACCGUGACUAAGCAACACCUAACUAGUGCAUAUAGUGUGAUAAGACUAAGUACUAAAUGAUCGACGAAGUACGUAGACUUUUUAAUUUCAUUCGGUAAGGUAUCUGUCCACACACAUAUUUAGUAGGCAUUGUAGCGGCCAGUACCUUUGUUUUAUUUUAUUUUGACGCACAAUAUUACAUACCGUAUAAAGUGACUGACCAUUUGUAUGCCGCCAAUCCACAAACGCUCACGACAAUAUCUGUUUCGUAGCUAUCUAUCUCUAUCGCUCUUGGACAUUGGCGCGACAGAGCCAGACUGCCUAUUUGUCGGCGUCUAGCGUCGACGAUUGCCAUUCGUUAACGCCGGCAGAAACAGACGCGAAAGUAAAGUCUCGUGACGAUACUGAUGAUGAGAAGUUUCAAUUAUCGUUGUCUUUAAAAUAAUGUCACUUGGUAAGGCCACCUAAUUGAUAUGGCAGGUGUAUUUAUAUUUACCAUUCGAAAUGGUCAGUUAAGUUAUACCUAUUAAAACAUGAGUCACACUUGCCUUCUCUGAUACACAUAGAAAGUUCCCUGACUAGAUGUGACUCCCAGUCAUUUGGUAAAAAAACAUAUGACUCAUCACGGUUUCUUGUGAUGACCUCGUUUUUGCGCGUCAUACUUAUGUGGAACUAUCUGAUGCCAGUGAGAAAAGUAUUGUGUAAGGAACUGAUGAAAUCUCCUGAAAACAUACCGGCUUAUAGUCAGCUCAAUCCCUUCACUGACAAUUUUGCAAUUCGUGUGCGAAAAUGCAAUUAUGUAUAUAGCUAAUUAUAUUAAGUACACAUGUCCUUAUGUUAGACUUGAUUAGUUGAUCACUAUAAUCAGUGGUACCUAUAUUGAGCGACUAAGCAAUAUUUCAACAAUUAUUUAUAUUCCAGUUUCGUUUUCUUUCAACCCCUUAUUUGCCAAGAGUGGCACUGAAGCUUUAGUAGUUUCAUGUGUUCUGCCUACCCCUUUAUGGGAUACAGGCGUGAUUGUAUGUAUGUAUGUAUUUAUAUUGUAUGAGGCUUGGCUCAUUUCAAAGCAAAUUUCUAGUUAUUUGCCUGUAUGAGGAAUGUUAUCGCACGCGUAAUAAACCGACGAUAGCUAAUCGAUUUGUUCCAAUUUUAAUGAAUUUAUUAGCUAUUGCGUAACUUUAGGUAUUUCGAUGACUAACUUCAAUUGGAGACCGUGUAUAAAAUUAGUCUGUAUAAUAUAUACACAGUCCCUAAUUGCAAAUUAAUACAAAUAUCACCAAUAAUAAAGUAGAUUCAAGGGUUCAACAAGGUUUUUAUGUACUUACAUAACUAUCGAUCUCUUCGAUUAAAUUCAAAUGAAAAUAAAUUGGAGUUGCUUUUGUUUUGUUUCGUUCCACAUAUAAAAAAAAAAAAAAAAACUAUCUGCUGCACUAUAUUAUUUAAUACUAGGACAUUAGCAAGAUACUGUGAACUACACGCUAUAAGCCGACAUAUUUUCUAGAAACAUCCUUAGAAAUGUGUAAAAUAUCGAUUCGCUGAUACCUUUCAAUAAUUCAAAAUGACACUUAUGUUCACCGUGUCACGGUGUAUUUCACGUCACCUAUUUCACGUUAAUUUUAUGUUACGCUUCGUUCGACCGAUAACGCGUUGUUAAGUUCUAAUUCUUCCAUUAGUGUUAACGCUGUACAGUUAUCGCUUUUGUUAUGUUCGGAUAUUUUAAUUGCUGUGUUAUCGCAGAAAUAAUUAACAAUACCGGUUAGUGGGAGUAACACUCGUCUUUGUAUAAUUUAACUAAUGUACCUAGAUAUGUUUACACAGAUGUUUGAUAGUAAGGGUAUUUCCUGUACUUAUCAUUAGGAAAUCAUCUUCAUGACUACUGGGGAAAAAAUGAAGUAGGUAUAAACAACCUUAAACUGUCAAUAAGACACCGGAUCUUUUGGAGACUUCGAUACUACGAGUACCUUAAAAAACGAGUUCACUUACUUAUACUCUGUACAAUUAAUUUAAUAAAAUAAAACUAUAGAAACGGUUAUCGCGUAUAAUGAAUUUACAAUUCAUCUCGACGUUUCGAACACUUUACAGCAUUCGUUGUCAUGAAUUGUACAUUCAUUAUACGCGAUAUACUUAAUCCGUUUCCAUAGUUUUAUUUCAUGAGUAACUAUCGUGGUAACCCAAGACAAUAUUAAUUUAAUAAAGUAAUCAAUGCAAAUUAUAUUUUAUCAAGGAUAUGAGAGAGUUAAGGAUUUUGUGAUAUUCGGCCUAGACUGGCCUCGGUAAACCUUAUAUCUUUAAUAACACAAUUUCUACAGAAAUAGUUGUUGAGAAAGUUAUUUUUUAAUAUGAGUGUUACUCCCAUCGCCAGUACAUUUGUUUUGUCAGUUAUAGAGUAGUGAGCAAGUGCCAAACGCGGGCAAUUGCCGCCCGCCCGGCUGAACUGAAUAAACUCAACGAAUAUGCAUACAUGUGAUGUGCCUCACGACGCGUUCAAACUGUUCUCUCAUUGACAAUCUAAACGCGUUUGUAAGGCACUUCGCUGAAUUGUUAAUAUUCAAGGUGGGACAUUUUUUUGUUACUUAAAACUGAUUAUAAAUGUGAAAAUAAGAUAAAUCCUUUGUUAUUGCUAGCGAUCCCUUCUUAUCAGUAUUAAAAAUCAUGUGCCUAAUUAGGUAUCUAUUUUUUUUAUGUAUAAGCCAAUGCCCAAUGCCAUCAGUAGCAUUAUCAAUGUUAAUUACCAGAAAAAACAAAUUGUAGCAAGGUCAUUGAUAUAAUGUAAAUAUGUAUUGACUGUAUUGUUGCCACAGCUGGGCGGGCUAUGUUAUGUUUUAUGUUAAUCGCUUCGCUUGCGGUGGACGGGCCGCGUAACUUAGGUAGACCUAAUGGAUGUAAAACGUAGUGUAAGGAACGAUUUUAUUGAAUCUGUAAUAUUUUAACAAAAUAUAUUUAAUGUUUUUUUA
Leguminivora glycinivorella is the source of this 6514-nucleotide messenger RNA. It is a transcript of the gene Pax, whose product is annotated as paxillin. The transcript is spliced from 9 exons. Gene Ontology annotation, cellular component: cell-cell junction; cytoplasm; focal adhesion. NCBI's taxonomy places the organism in Eukaryota, Metazoa, Arthropoda, Insecta, Lepidoptera, Tortricidae. The record is from RefSeq and is a predicted model, not a curated record. Gene Ontology annotation, biological process: positive regulation of substrate adhesion-dependent cell spreading; positive regulation of integrin-mediated signaling pathway; cell-cell junction organization. Bases 46 to 1854 code for a protein of 602 amino acids.